This is a messenger RNA of Lachancea lanzarotensis, 2922 nucleotides long. It is a transcript of the gene RPG1, whose product is annotated as LALA0S09e02982g1_1. The transcript has a single exon. The record is from RefSeq and is a predicted model, not a curated record. Bases 1 to 2922 code for a protein of 973 amino acids. Lineage: Eukaryota; Fungi; Ascomycota; Saccharomycetes; Saccharomycetales; Saccharomycetaceae. Gene Ontology annotation, molecular function: translation initiation factor activity; mRNA binding. Gene Ontology annotation, biological process: formation of cytoplasmic translation initiation complex; translation reinitiation. Gene Ontology annotation, cellular component: eukaryotic translation initiation factor 3 complex, eIF3m; multi-eIF complex; eukaryotic translation initiation factor 3 complex, eIF3e.
AUGGCCCCUCCAGCGUUGCGCCCAGAGAAUGCUCUGAAAAGAGCCGAAGAGCUGAUCACUGUGGGUGAACCGCUCGCUGCUUUGCAGUCGCUGUAUUCAUAUCUGUCGAUGAGAAGAAUCCGGUUUGCGGAGCCUCAGUCUUUGGAGCCAAUUGUGUUCAAGUUUUUGGAACUUGGUGUGAACUUGAAGAGAGGUAAGAUCAUCAAGGAUGGUUUGCAUCAGUACAAGAAAAAUAUGCAAGUGACACCCGAGGGUUUGAACUCGGUGGGUGCUGUAUCACGUAAGUUUAUCGACUUGAUCGAAGCCAAGAUGGCUGAAGAACAGGCCAAGGCCGACGAACUGGAACAGAACGAAGCAGACGAAGAUUUGGAAGGUGGCGUAACGCCAGAAAACUUGCUCAUUUCUGCAGCUGAAGAAGAACAAUCGGUUGCCGGUUUCAAUGACGAAGCAAUCAUUUCGUGGCUCAGAUUCACCUGGGAGUCGUACCGUGCCGUUUUGGAUUUGGUCAGAAACAACUCGCAGUUGGAAUUAACGUACUCCGGUGUUGUCAACAGAACUAUGAAUUUUUGCUUGAAAUACAAUCGUAAAAACGAAUUCAAGAGAUUGGCCGAAAUGUUGCGUCAACAUUUGGACUCUGCCAACUACCAACACAAGCCAUCCGGGUACCAGCAGAGAUACAACAACAACAACAACUACACCGUGGACCUGUCUGAUGCCAGCACCCUGCAAAGAUAUCUAGAACAGCGUUUCCAACAGGUCAACGUUUCAGUCAAGCUGGAAUUGUGGCAUGAGGCCUUCAGAUCGAUCGAGGACGUUCACCAUUUGAUGGCUAUCUCCAAACGUGCCCCCAAGCCUCCAGUGUUGGCCAACUAUUACGAGAAUUUGGCUAAGAUCUUUUUCGUGUCUGGAAACUAUCUUCUCAAUGCUGCUGCGUGGGAGAAAUUUUACAAGCUGUAUUUGAGCAACCCCAAGGCCACGAAAGCUGACUUCCAGCACUACUCCUCAACCUUCCUGCUUUCCAGUUUGGCAAUUCCAGCUGACGAUCUGCCUGUGGUCGGAUACGACCCAUUGAUUCGUUUGUGCAACUUGUUGAGUUUGGAGUCAAAACCAACUAGACAGCAAUUGAUACUUGCCGCUACUGAAGAGUCCGUCUUCUCUGAGGUUGAGGAAGAAGUCAAGCAGCUCUACUCCCUUCUAGGCGAAAAGUUUGACAUCAACACUGUGAAGGACGAAUUGACCAGAUUGUUGCCAUCUCUGGAAAGUAAGUCCUACUUUUCUUCUUACGUCACACCAUUGAGAGAUGUCAUCAUGAAGAAAUUGUUUAUCGGCAUUUCUGAGUCUUACGAGUCUAUUCAAUUUGACGAAUUGGUUUCUUUGACUACAUUGCCUGGUCCAUUCGAACUGACGAAGCUGCAAAUCGAAAAGUUUUUGAUGCAGGCUGCUAUGGAAGAUUAUGUCACUUUCACCAUCGACCACGAAACCGGUACCGUCUCAUUCACUAAAGACCCAUUUGAGGCUUUGACUGCCGUUUCCAGUACUGGCGCCACUCCUGCCGCGGAAGAAGAUGAUCAAGAAGAGUUGGAAGAAAAUGCCAGCACUCUAGAGGGUGAAGAAAACGAAGGCGACAAUGAAGCAGACAAUGAGCGUGAACCCGUGGUCACUCGUAACGCUGCUAUCAGAGCUCACUUGAGUGAUCUUGCAAAGCUUCUAAAGGAUGUUGAGGGCUUUGCUAAUGGUUCUUAUAUGUUCAAGGUCAAGGUUGCUCGUGAGAACUUGAUUCAACAGUCCAACGAUACUAUUGGUCGUGAGCGUAAGGCUGCAGAGGAAAGAGCUAAGCAGGUUGAAGAAAGAAAGAAGGCUGAAUCUGGUAGACAUCUCACUGCCGAGCAGGCCACUGAAGAACGUUUGAGACGUAUGGCUGAAGAAAAGGCUGCUGCAGACACCAGAAUGGAAAGUGAAAUGAAGCGUCGUGCGGAAGAAAAGUUGGAGCGUGAAAAGGCUUUGGUCAGAGAAGCUGAAAUGAUCAAAUUGAUUGAAGAAGUCAAUGCAAAGGGCAUUAUUCAUAUUGACCUCAAGGAAGCCAAGACUUUAACAGCCGAGGACGUGAGAAGAAUGACGAUCGAACAACUUUCGAAGGAUAAGAAGGAUUUGGAAGAGCGCAUGAAUUAUGCGUUCAAGAGAAUCGACCACACCGAAAGAGCCCUAAGAAAGGUCGAAUUACCUGCAUUGGAAAAGGACGCAGGUAACCAAGAAUCUAGAGAUUUGGAGAACUACGAAAAGAUGAAGUCCAAGCUCACAGAUGCUGCAAAGAAGGAGCAUGUAGAGAACGUUAAGCUUCACGAACGUCUACAGAAAAUCAAUGCCGACUAUCAAAAGUUCAAGACUGAUCUUUUGUCCACGAGAGGUGAGGAACUUGAGAAGGCGCGUGUUGAGAAAGCUGCCAAGUUCGAAGCUGCCAAGAAGGCCCGUAUUGAAAAGGUCCGCAAACAGCGUUACGACGAAUUGGUUGCUGAGAGAGCAGCGGAACUCAAAGUCAAGGAAGAUGCUGAGCGUAUCGAGAAGGAGCGCGAAGAACGUGCCCGGAUAAACAAAGAGAAGGACGAAUUGUACGCCAAGCAAAGAGAAAGAGAAGAAGCCAUUGAGAGACAACUCCAAACCAAGAACGCUGGUGCAGCAGCACCGGCUCCAGAGGCCGCCGCGUCAACUGCAUCUCUAUCAUUUGCCGAGAAGAUGAGGUUGAGAAGACAGGGUGUCCCUGUGCCUGAGGAUGCUCCUGCUGCUAGGACACCAGCACCAGCACCAGCACCAGCACCAAUUGCCAGAGCACCAGCGCCAAUUGCACCUGCGUCUAGCCAGCCUCCAGUCGAGGGCAAAGAGUUAUCGUUCGCAGAGAAGAUGAGAUUGAAGAGAGCUCAGAGAUGA